Acyrthosiphon pisum (pea aphid) is the source of this 3090-nucleotide messenger RNA. It is a transcript of the gene Akt, whose product is annotated as AKT serine/threonine protein kinase. NCBI's taxonomy places the organism in Eukaryota, Metazoa, Arthropoda, Insecta, Hemiptera, Aphididae. Gene Ontology annotation, biological process: protein phosphorylation. The coding region runs from base 829 to 2397 and encodes 522 amino acids. Gene Ontology annotation, molecular function: ATP binding; protein serine/threonine kinase activity. The transcript has 9 exons. The record is from RefSeq and is a predicted model, not a curated record.
GAAUCGUCAGCGGUUACAUCAGCCGCCGCAUCACCGAAACGCGUACGAUUAUCGCGAGGUACAAACGCGUAUUUCGAAUUCGAUUCGGAAACGCAUAUUGUGAUGUGGCUCGCCCGCGCACGCAUACCGUCCAUCGCCGAUCGCCGGCGUUUGUAAAAUUUCGCUGCCGAGACACGAUUUCCUCGGUCCGCGCGAGCGCUACUUUACAUUCAAUUUCCGUCCGGCUCGCCGCCGCGUAUCGAUUCACCGUCCCCCGACGUCGACUGGAUAUCGAUCCGCGUUCCAGUCCCCCGCGAUCACGAUCCCGAGUCGUCUUCCUCGAUCGCCGCCAACGCGGUUGAGCUGCACUCGAGCCUAUCCCAAUCGAACUCUCGUUGUACGAGCGCACUCACACACACACACACACACACGCAUUGCACACGCGUGUGCGCAUUCGCGAGUACGAUACUACGACGAUAAUAUUAUAGUAAACGACCGUGACUCUGGAACCCGAGACACGCUUCGAUCAUGCUUUCUGCGACGUACUAUUGCGCCGUGUCCAUAGGGCUAAAUUGCUGAAAUACUGAUCCUGUUGCAUUACGACUACAACUUUGCCCCUUACGGUUUUCAAAACAGACUCCUAUUACAACCUCUCCUUCGUCCUAAUAGUAUAGUCCUCUUCCCCCCUCCCACAAUUGACAGCGACGGUUUUAACUUUCGGCCAUCGUCAAAGGUCUUCAUGUACACCUAAAUGUCUUGGCGUGUGACUUUCCGGCUGUCGCAUGUGUUUGUUAUGAUCUGACAUAAUAGAACACACUUUUGCCACCGUUAACCUUUGAUCUUGUAACCAUGGCCGACGUACUACAGUCCAUUUGCAACCCGUUGCCGCUGUCAUCCAGCCAGUCGUCAAUAGUUAAAGAAGGAUGGCUGUUCAAACGAGGAGAACACAUUAAAAAUUGGAGGUCCCGGUAUUUUAUACUGUUUGCCGAUGGUUCACUUAUGGGCUACAGAAACAAACCAGAAGGUCCAAUGACCGAACCUCUCAACAAUUUCACUGUAAAGAGGUGUCAAAUAAUGAGUGUUGAUCGUCCCAAACCAUACACAUUCACAAUUCGAGGAUUGCAAUGGACCACUGUUAUUGAACGAACUUUUCAUGUGUCUUCUGAUAAAGAAAGAGAAGAAUGGAUGACUGCCAUUAAAGGUGUAUCAGAACGUUUGUCUGAUGUUGAUGAAGUUGAAAUGGAAGGGGUAUCUCAUUCGACUAGCAUGUCAAGCACAAUGUCAGGACCCAGUUCAGAUGACUUCAGUGCCAAAUUUUCUGUUCAAGGAACAUCUUCAAGUAAAUCCACUGGAAAACGAAAAGUGACUCUUGAGAAUUUUGAGUUUCUUAAAGUACUUGGAAAAGGUACAUUUGGAAAAGUGAUUCUAUGCCGAGAAAAAGCAACAGGUCAUUUAUAUGCUAUCAAAAUUCUUAAAAAAGAAGUCAUCAUCCAAAAAGAUGAAGUUGCUCAUACGCUAACUGAAAACAGGGUUCUCCGCACUACUAGUCAUCCUUUUCUAAUAUCAUUGAAAUACUCAUUUCAAACUGCAGAUAGAUUAUGUUUUGUCAUGGAGUAUGUAAAUGGCGGAGAACUAUUCUUCCAUUUGUCAAGAGAACGUGUAUUUACAGAAGAUAGAACUCGUUUUUAUGGAGCUGAAAUUAUUUCUGCUUUGGGUUACUUACAUUCCCAAGGAAUUAUUUACAGGGACUUAAAACUUGAAAAUUUACUGCUAGAUAAAGACGGUCAUAUUAAAAUUGCCGACUUUGGAUUGUGCAAAGAAGAUAUAACUUAUGGGUCAACAACCAAAACAUUUUGUGGCACACCUGAAUACUUGGCUCCAGAGGUGUUAGAAGAUUUAGAUUAUGGUCGGGCAGUUGAUUGGUGGGGAAUAGGAGUAGUCAUGUAUGAAAUGAUGUGUGGAAGGUUACCAUUUUAUAACAAAGAUCAUGACAAAUUGUUCACUCUCAUUUUAAUGGAAUCUGUACGAUUUCCAAGAGGACUUUCUGCUGCUGCAAAAAGUUUGCUAACUGGUCUUUUAAUUAAAGAUCCCAAAACGCGAUUGGGCGGAGGUCCUGAUGAUGCCCAAGAAAUCAUGAGUCAUGUUUUCUUUAGUAGUAUUAAUUGGUUGGAUUUGGAACAAAAAAAAAUUCCUCCUCCAUUCCAACCUCAAGUAUCAUCAGACACAGACACACGAUAUUUCGACUCAGAAUUUACUGGAGAAUCUGUUGAACUUACUCCACCUGACCUGUCAUCGCAUCACCUCAACAGCAUUGCAGAAGAAAUGGAGCAAUCACAACCAUACUUCCCACAAUUCAGCUACCAAGACUUAGCUGGAUCAAUAUCAAUAAGUGCCAGUUCGUGUUUCAGUCAUACGUGAACAAAAUAAAAAUAUGUAAGUGAUUCUGUAAAAUAUUGCUUAACAAUUAAUUAAUUUACUACAAAUGAUAAACUGACUUUACUCUUCAUAUUUUUUUCUUUUUGACAUUAGGCUAUUUUCUGUAUAUAAAUUAUAUUAAUACUAUACAAUGUUUUGAACUAGUGAAUUUUUUUUUUUGAACUUUGGUCAAAUACUUAUUGAAACUUAUAACACACAAAAAGUCACUCUUAUAAGAUCGUUCAGUAUUUAUAGAAUUUUUCAUCUAUUUAUUUUUCUGUACGUAGCUGUUUAUUAUAAAUUAUUGCUGUUUUUUUUUUCAAUUAUUAUUAUUUUUUUUUCUGUCUUGUUGAAAGUGUUUGUUUUGUGUACAUAUUGUUGAAAAUUUAUUCUAAAAACAUUUUACCGGCCUCCCUUGUAUGCAGGAUACAUUUUUAUCCUUAAAAAUUGUAAAGCAUUUUUUUUUUUUAUGUUUUCGAUGCGGAAUUUCUGUUUGUCUUAAUUUUACAUCAUAGUGAGCUCUAUAGAUAGUGUAUUGGGUUAUAAGGGAGUAUGAUUGGGAAAAAUUGUAGGUAGAAAAUGUAUACAAGCGGGAUUUGUACUCUAGAAACUAUUUAAAAAGCUUGCAAUUAAGUUUUUAUAUAAUUAUACAUUAUGAAUUAUAUUUUGUAAUAUAGCCUUUACACUUUAUUUGAA